AGCGGCUAGCUACCUACCAAUGCCGAAGGCACAAUAAAUAUUUAAAGAACCUUCCCCAUACUCUCUGUUGCAAAGGCAGUUAAAGAAAGGAAAAUGAAGGCAGAGAAGGAUCAGUUCAAGAAACGGUUUUGGACAAAAGAGGAAGAUAGGAUUUUAAUGGAGUAUAUUAGAGUAAAUGGAGGAGGAAGAUGGAACCGCAUUUCUCAAUUAACAGGUUUGAGAAGGUGUGGAAAGAGCUGCAGAUUAAGAUGGCUGAACUAUCUAAGCCCUAAUGUCAACCAUGCUGAUUUCUCUCAAGAGGAAGAUGAUCUUAUUAUUAGACUCCAUAACCUCCUCGGAAAUAGUUCUAAAUACAGGUGGUCUCUGAUAGCCGGAAGACUGCCCGGAAGGACGGCUAACCAAGUAAAGAACCAUUGGAAUUGUCAUUUGCGCAAAAGACUUGGCUUAAAAAAGCAAGCAAGAAAACCAGUCAUUAGGUCAUCAUCCAAAACUGAAAUUCAAGAAAUUAAUAACUCCGGUCAGUUUCUACAAAAUGGCAAGGCUAUAAUAAAUAAUGAAGACCCUUUUGGUGUCGGUACUGAUUCUUCCAAUGGAGGAGAAGCACAGCUUCAAGUUGAUGAUUUAUCAUUAUUUUAUAAUGAUGAUGAUUUUUUCAAUUUGAAUAGCCAGAUUUAGUGGAUUUUUUCAAUUAAUUUCAAA
This is a messenger RNA of Jatropha curcas, 699 nucleotides long. Its product is annotated as transcription factor WER-like. NCBI's taxonomy places the organism in Eukaryota, Viridiplantae, Streptophyta, Magnoliopsida, Malpighiales, Euphorbiaceae. The record is from RefSeq and is a predicted model, not a curated record.